ACUGACGGGUAUUGGUCAAGAGUCCCUCGCCGCCAUCACAGCAGCAGAGAUGGCGUCCAGCUCAAAGAGCUCCUCCCGCAAGCUGGAGCAGCCGUGGACGGAAGAGGAGAACAAGCGGUUCGAGAUAGCCAUCGCACGCUACGACGACACCCCCGACCGCUGGCAGAAUGUGGCCAGGGCCGUCGGCGGGAAGUCGGUGGAGGAAGUGAAGCGCCAUUACGAAGAACUCGAGAACGACAUCAAGCUCAUUGAUUCCACCACAGAACCGAUCUACAGCUACCCCAACUCCAAUAGCUGGCGCCGCAACGGCACCGCCGACAGGAGCAGAGGUGGCUGAGGGUCUCAAAUCUUCAGUGUAUAUAUAUGGUGGGAAGCAUAUGUAUAAAGAAUCACAAGGAUGAAGGUAAUGAACGAUCAGACCGCACUUAUCUCCUAAUAUCUGGCUUUGGUAUCAGUCAAAGAUGUAUCUACGUCCAUCUAGGACGAUGCUGUAUGUAUUGCUAGUUUGCCUAAUGAAAGUGAUUCUGAUGUAUUCCCAUA
Molecule: messenger RNA, 540 nt
Organism: Musa acuminata AAA Group (dessert banana)
Lineage: Eukaryota; Viridiplantae; Streptophyta; Magnoliopsida; Zingiberales; Musaceae
Product: protein RADIALIS-like 4
Exons: 2
Coding region: 50-337 (95 amino acids)
Molecular function (GO): DNA-binding transcription factor activity
Source: RefSeq, a predicted model, not a curated record